Folsomia candida is the source of this 2042-nucleotide messenger RNA. RefSeq names its product VIP36-like protein. The transcript is spliced from 10 exons. The coding region runs from base 282 to 1337 and encodes 351 amino acids. Gene Ontology annotation, molecular function: D-mannose binding. The record is from RefSeq and is a predicted model, not a curated record. Gene Ontology annotation, biological process: Golgi organization; endoplasmic reticulum to Golgi vesicle-mediated transport; endoplasmic reticulum organization. Gene Ontology annotation, cellular component: endoplasmic reticulum membrane; Golgi membrane; endoplasmic reticulum-Golgi intermediate compartment. NCBI's taxonomy places the organism in Eukaryota, Metazoa, Arthropoda, Collembola, Entomobryomorpha, Isotomidae.
UCCUGAACCUUCCAUCUCAUCGCCAACUCAACAGAACAACAUUGCUCCUCGGUCCAGAGUUUUAUCGAAACGGCUCAAUUUCAAUUUUCUUUGUCCCGACAAAAGUUAUCGUUUUUUAACAUUUUACACAAGUUUAUACGGUCCAGGGCAGCUUUCCUUUCUGUUUACAGUGGGUACACAAAUCUUUUCUUGGAGACGCAGUAAUUUGCAAGUGGUUUUUCCUGGUGUCAAGUGUUCGAUCCAAUUUUAGGUGACAAUUUCAUUAAUAAUUAUUACACAUAAUGUCACCGCCUCGCCAACAGAGGAUUUCGAGAAAGGGUUGGAAUAUGACGUCGUCCAGGGGAGGUUUAUCCUCUUUAAUUAUGUUGGGACUGCCAAUUUUGUUCAUAAACUUUUGUCCUGUGGAGAUGCAAAAUGAAGGUGAAACGGCCUGGAAUACGGCAGACUAUUAUAAACGGGAACAUUCGUUGGGUAGACCGUAUCAAGGAACUGGGUGGCAGAUUCCAUACUGGGAUUUUCAUGGAAGUACAAUUGUUACAAAUCAAUAUAUCAGACUAACGCCAGAUUCUAGAUCCAUGCAAGGCGCGCUCUGGAACUCCGUGGGAAUUCAAAUGAGGAAUUGGGAGGUUCAAAUGCAGUUUCAAAUUCAUGGGAAAGGCAAGGACUUGUUUGGCGAUGGGAUGGUGUUCUGGUACGCCAAAGAUAGGAUGAUACCUGGACCCGUGUUUGGAUCGAAGGAUUAUUUUAUGGGGAUGGCAAUUUUCUUGGAUACGUACAGUAAUCACAAUGGGCCUCAUAACCACCAACAUCCUUACAUUUCAGCGAUGGUAAAUAAUGGAAGUCUUCACUAUGAUCAUGAUAAGGAUGGGACACACACUCAGCUGGCUGGAUGUGAAGUAAAAAUAAGAAAUCUUCAACAUGACUCUUGGGUUGCAAUUCGUUAUGAAAAUGAUGUCUUGUCAGUUUCUACCGAUAUCCUGGGCAAGAAUGCUUGGGCACCUUGUCUCAGAGUCGAAGGAGUUCAACUUCCCACGGGCUAUCACUUUGGUGUUUCAUCUGCCACUGGAGACUUAACCGACAACCAUGACGUCAUUGCUAUUAAAACUUAUGAGCUUGAUGCUGGCCCUGGAGUUCAGGGUUCACGAGAUCAAAUCAUUCCAGCAGCAAAGCUUUUCGAACAACCCCGUGAGCGUAUUGAAGAUAAACCAGCAGGAUGGUCUGGCAUCAAAAUAUUCUUUGUGACUCUCUUCGGAAUUUUGGGAACGGUUGUUCUCGUCGUCGUUGGAGUCAUGGUCUACCAAAAUCAUCAACAAAACUCCAGAAAACGGUUUUAUUAAAAACAACUCAACAGAAGAAAAUACCUCCUGCUCAGCUCCAGCUACAAAGUCGCAUCAGAAUUUUUAUAAUGACGCCUAUUUUAUUCACAUUGUGCAUAAACUUAUAGAAACUUGGAGACUCCCCCGUGUGCUGAAUAAGCUACCAAGACCAAUAAUUAAUCGUAUAGUAAUAAUCAAUUAGUUCUUAAAGUUUUGCAGUAGAUGAAAUUCUCGUAUUCAUUAUCUUUUGUUGUUGGUCGUUGAGUAUUCUUGUCAUUCUACAGCCAAAGUUUUGCCAAUUAUCCCGCUGUUCUUUUAAAAUUAUUUGGAUCUUGAUGCCAGAAAAAAAUUAAGUACCAGUUCCAACAACCAUUACGUUUUUAUAAGUUAUAGUUAUUUCAAGGAUUAAGGUAUUUUAGGUUAUUUAACUAUUUAGCGGCUAUUUAAAGUUCUCAAGGCUUAUUCUAGUGAUUUUUUGACUGAUUCCUUAAAAUAUAAUAAGUCCCACAAAUUGUUUUUGGAAUGAUUCAUUUAUGAGUAUUGUGUUAUCUUUCGUGAGCUGAGUGAAUGCCAUUCAUUCAUCGUGCGAAUGCGUGCUUUGCAGCAUUUCCUAUAAAAUAAGUAAUACUACAAAAUAUGAGAGUUUAUAUUGUGAUCUGUGUCUUGGAACUGGAUUUUGAGUGAGAAAUAUGUAAUAACAAUAAAACUUGCUAAACUAUGACCUUA